Cornus florida is the source of this 1491-nucleotide messenger RNA. RefSeq lists its product as uncharacterized. The transcript has 3 exons. The record is from RefSeq and is a predicted model, not a curated record. Bases 1 to 1491 code for a protein of 496 amino acids. Lineage: Eukaryota; Viridiplantae; Streptophyta; Magnoliopsida; Cornales; Cornaceae.
AUGCAGAAAAAAAUUGAUCAAUUCUGUAAAAGAAAGUCAAAGUUGACAUCUUCUAUAAAGAGAAAUGAUGUCAACUCUUCUAUAGAGAGAAAUGAUGAUAGUUUAAAGCAAAGCCGUUUUGACAUUAACUUGGAGGAUCUUCAAGCAGAUCCAGGACUACGGGCUCGAAUCAUGGAUUACCAUCCUAAUAUUCGAGACGAACUUUGUAGAGCAUAUUAUCUAAAAGGCCCUUAUAUUGGAAAACAAUCAGGAGAUGACUUUUUUGUGGGUGAGGGGUUUUCAAAUUGGAAGAAGAAGGAAAAACUCAAAGUUUAUGUUGGAGGUCCCAAUGGUGCCUACAACCAAGCUUAUAGAUCUUAUGAAGCUUUGGUGAACCAAAAGCAACACAUUCAAACAAUUUUUUUCAAGCAGUCAGAUCAAGCUAGAAUUGAAUAUCGAACUCGUUUGACUGCAUCAGUUGAUUGUGUCCGAUAUCUUUUACAGCAAGGACUUGCAUUUUGUGGCCACGAUGAAGCUGAUGAUUCAAACAAUCAAGGGAACUUUCUUACACUUUUGAGAUUUCAUGCUCAUCACAAUAAGGAUGUUAAAGCUGUCGUAUUGGAAAAUGCUCCUGCAAAUAUGAAAUUAACAUCACCCGAGAUUCAAAAAGAAAUUAUUAAUUCCAUUGCAACAGAGAUAAUCAAUUUUACUAUUAGAGAUAUUGGAGAUGCAUUUUUCUCUAUUUUAAUUGAUGAGUCUUGUGAUGUAUCAAUAAAGGAGCAAAUGGCUAUUGUGUUACGUUAUGUGAAGAAUAGGAGUAUCAUUGAGCGUUUUAUUGGUACGGUACAUGUUAUAGAUACAACUGUUCUCUCACUUAAGGUAGCGAUUGAUAAUGUAUUUUUUACACAAGGAUUGAGCAUUUCUAGUUUGCAUGGGCAAGGUUAUGAUGGGGCUAGCAAUAUGCAAGGUGAAUUCAACGGUCUCAAAACACUUAUUCUAAAAGAGAAUGAAUUUGCCUUUUUUGUUCAUUAUAUUGCUCACCAACUUCAGUUGGCUCUUGUUGCUGUGGCAAAGAAUCAUGGUCAGAUUUCCACUUUUUUCUUAUUUGCUGCUAAUGUGGUGAAUGUAGUUGGAGCCUCAUUCAAGCUCAAAGAACUUCAUAGUCAACUUGAGACUUAUAUUCUUGAUGUGCGCUCUAAUAGUAGUUUUGAAGGAUUGAAAGGGAUUUCUACUCUUGCAAAAAAAAUGGUGGAGGUAAAAAAGGACAAGGUGUAUCCAUUGGUGUAUUUGCUUGUGACAUUGGCGUUGAUCUUACCAGUUGCGACUACCACGGUGAAAAGGGCAAUUUCUGUUAUGAAUAUUGUAAAGAAUGAAUUGCGUAAUCAGAUGGGAGAUCAAUUUAUGAAUGAUAGCUUGGUUGUAUAUGUUGAAAAAGAUAUAUUUAGGAGCAUAGAUAAUGAGGCUAUCAUGCAGCGCUUUCAAAAAAUGAAAUCCCGCCGAAGACAGUUGUAA